This is a messenger RNA of Trichomonas vaginalis G3, 4410 nucleotides long. Its product is annotated as Ankyrin repeat family. Bases 1 to 4410 code for a protein of 1469 amino acids. The record is from RefSeq and is a predicted model, not a curated record. Gene Ontology annotation, molecular function: protein binding. Lineage: Eukaryota; Parabasalia; Trichomonadida; Trichomonadidae. The transcript has a single exon.
AUGAGUCAAGCUCAUAUUCAAGAUUAUGAACAUAUUGCUUCUCAUAUCAGUGAAUAUAUUGACGAAGGUAAUUUCUUUGAUGUAUUUGAAAUAGAAGACAUCAAAAAGAUCAUGAAAAUUUCAAAUUUUACAGCAAAUGGCUUCAUUGCUCUUCUUGAGCAGUCACAUCCUACUAUCAAUGCAAAUAAAUUAUAUGCUUGUACUCGAAAUGCUAAUAUUUAUAUUCAAAACUUUGAAGAUGUUAUUUCAACACUGAAAUCAAUCAAAAAGUACAUGAAACUCAGAAUACUUAAUAGUAUUGUUGACUUUUUAGAUUCCAAAGGAAAAGAAAUAUACGAUUCUACAGAGAAAAUCCAAAAACUUCAAACAGAGCUAAACGAAAUUCCAAAACAAAAAAGUGACAACGAAAUACAAUCACUUCAAUCUCAACUCAAUCAAAUCAAUGAAGAAAGCAACAAAUUAAAAGAAAAACUCAAUGAAAUGGAAAGUAACACCAAUCAAGCCGAUGAAACAAUUUUAUCAAAAAUUAAAGAGCUAAAGGAAUCAGAUGAUUUCGAAAGUAUCUACAAUUUCCUUGAUGAGCUUUCAUCUCAAGGAAAUCGAAAAAUGAUUUCAAAAGCAUGUGAAGAAGGACUUUGGAAGAAGACAACUACUGUACAUUUUCGAGAUGAUGGUGAUGAGUUUGAUGAAAGGAAUGUACUUCAUGUAGCAAGUAAUAAAGGAAAUCUCAAACUUGUCAAAUCUCUCAUUGAAUGCGGCUGUGAUAAAGGUACAAAGAGUUCACGUGGCUUGACUCCACUCAAUUAUGCAUCAUGGCAUGGUCAUAUUGAAAUUGUUAAAUAUCUUAUCUCUAAUGGAGCUGAUAUAGAAGCAAAGGAUAUUGAAGGAGAUACUUCACUCAUUUAUGCAUCAGGUAGUGAUCAUCUUGAUGUUGUUAAAUAUUUAAUCUCUAUUGGUGCUAAUAAAGAAGCAAAGAAUGAUAAUGGAUAUACUCCACUCACUUAUGCAUCAGGUAGUGAUCAUCUUGAAGUUGUUAAAUAUUUAAUCUCUAUUGGUGCUAAUAAAGAAGCAAAGGAUAAUGAUGGAUGUACUCCACUCAUUUAUGCAUCACAAAAGGGUCAUCUUGAAGUUGUUAAAUAUCUUAUCUCUGUUGGAGCUAACAAAGAAGCAAAGAAUGAUAAUGGAUCUACUCCACUCAUUAAAGCAUCACAAAAGGGUCAUCUUGAAGUUGUUAAAUAUCUUAUCUCUAUUGGAGCUAACAAAGAAGCAAAGAAUAAUAAUGGAUCUACUCCACUCAUUAAAGCAUCACAAAAGGGUCAUCUUGAAGUUGUUAAAUAUUUAAUCUCUAUUGGAGCUAACAAAGAAGCAAAAGACAAAAAUGGAGAUACUCCACUCACUUAUGCAUCAGGUAGUGAUCAUCUUGAAGUUGUUAAAUAUUUAAUCGCUAUUGGUGCUAAUAAAGAAGCAAAGGAUAAUGAUGGAUGUACUCCACUCAUUAAAGCAUCACAAAAGGGUCAUCUUGAAGUUGUUAAAUAUCUUAUCUCUGUUGGAGCUGAUAAAGAUGCAAAGAAUAAUGAUAGAUAUACUCCACUCAUUUGUGCAUCAAGAAAUGGUCAUCUUGAAGUUGUUCAAUAUCUUAUCUCUAAUGGAGCUAAUAAAGAAGCAAAGGAUAAUGAUGAAUCUACUCCACUCAUUAAAGCAUCACAAAAGGGUCAUCUUGAAGUUGUUCAAUAUUUAAUCACUAUUGAUGCUAACAAAGAAGCAAAAGACAAAAAUGGAUGCACUCCACUCAUUUCUGCAUCAGCUAAUGGUCAUCUUGAUGUUGUUAAAUAUCUUAUCUCUAAUGGAGCUGAUAAAGAAGCAAAGGAUAAUUGGGGAAGGACUCCGCUCAUUUAUGCAUCAGGUAGUGAUCAUCUUGAAGUUGUUAAAUAUCUUAUCUCUGUUGGUGCUGAUAAAGAAGCAAAGGAUAAUGAUGGAUGUACUCCACUCGAUUAUGCAUCAAGUAAUGGUCGUCUUGAAGUUGUUAAAUAUCUUAUCUCUGUUGGAGCUAACAAAGAAGCAAAGAAUAAUAAUGGAUCUACUCCACUCAUUAAAGCAUCACAAAAGGGUCAUCUUGAAGUUGUUCAAUAUUUAAUCACUAUUGAUGCUAACAAAGAAGCAAAAGACAAAAAUGGAGAUACUCCACUCACUUAUGCAUCAGGUAGUGAUCAUCUUGAAGUUGUUAAAUAUUUAAUCUCUAUUGGUGCUAAUAAAGAAGCAAAGGAUAAUGAUGGAUGUACUCCACUCAUUUAUGCAUCAGAACAUGGUCGUCUUGAAGUUGUUAAAUAUCUUAUCUCUAUUGGAGCUAACAAAGAAGCAAAGAAUAAUAAUGGAUCUACUCCACUCAUUAAAGCAUCACAAAAGGGUCAUCUUGAAGUUGUUAAAUAUUUAAUCUCUAUUGGAGCUAACAAAGAAGCAAAGAAUAAUAAUGGAUCUACUCCACUCAUUAAAGCAUCACAAAAGGGUCAUCUUGAAGUUGUUCAAUAUUUAAUCACUAUUGAUGCUAACAAAGAAGCAAAGAAUAAUAAUGGAUCUACUCCACUCAUUAAAGCAUCACAAAAGGGUCAUCUUGAAGUUGUUCAAUAUUUAAUCACUAUUGAUGCUAACAAAGAAGCAAAAGACAAAAAUGGAUGCACUCCACUCAUUUCUGCAUCAAGAAAUGGUCAUCUUGAAGUUGUUAAAUAUCUUAUCUCUGUUGGUGCUGAUAAAGAAGCAAAGAGUAAUGAUGGAAAUACUCCACUCAUUUUUGCAUCAGCUAAUGGUCAUCUUGAAGUUGUUCAAUAUCUUAUCUCUAUUGGAGCUAACAAAGAAGCAAAGAAUAAUAAGGGAUCUACUCCACUCAUUUUUGCAUCAGCUACCGGUCAUCUUGAAGUUGUUCAAUAUCUUAUCUCUAAUGGAGCUGAUAAAGAAGCAAAGGAUAAUGAUGGAUGGACUCCACUCAUUUCUGCAUCAGCUAAUGGUCAUCUUGAAGUUGUUAAAUAUCUUAUCUCUAAUGGAGCUGAUAAAGAAGCAAAGAGUAAUGAUGGAUAUACUCCACUCAUUUGUGCAUCAGCUAAUGGUCAUCUUGGAGUUGUUAAAUAUCUUAUCUCUAAUGGAGCUGAUAAAGAAGCAAAGAGUAAUGAUGAAUAUACUCCACUCAUUUGUGCAUCAGCUAAUGGUCAUCUUGGAGUUGUUAAAUAUCUUAUCUCUAAUGGAGCUGAUAAAGAAGCAAAGAGUAAUGAUGGAUAUACUCCACUCGUUUAUGCAUCAAGAAAUGGUCAUCUUGAAGUUGUUCAAUAUCUUAUCUCUAAUGGAGCUGAUAAAGAAGCAAAGAGUAAUGAUGGAUAUACUCCACUCGUUUAUGCAUCAAGAAAUGGUCAUCUUGAAGUUGUUCAAUAUCUUAUCUCUAAUGGAGCUGAUAAAGAAGCAAAGAGUAAUGAUGGAUAUACUCCACUCGUUUAUGCAUCAGCUACCGGUCAUCUUGAAGUUGUUCAAUAUCUUAUCUCUAAUGGAGCUGAUAAAGAAGCAAAGAGCGAAAAUGGAUGGACUCCACUCAUUUUUGCAUCAGCUAAUGGUCAUCUUGAAGUUGUUAAAUAUCUUAUCUCUAAUGGAGCUGAUAAAGAAGCAAAGGAUAAUAAUGGAUAUACUCCACUCGUUUAUGCAUCAGAAGAAGGUCGUCUUGAUGUUGUUAAAUAUUUAAUCUCUAUUGGUGCUAAUAAAGAAGCAAAGAGUAAUGAUGGAUGGACUCCACUCAUUUGUGCAUCAGCUAAUGGUCAUCUUGAAGUUGUUAAAUAUCUUAUCUCUGUUGGAGCUAACAAAGAAGCAAAGAAUAAAUUUGGAUGCACUCCACUCAUUUUUGCAUCAGGUAGUGAUCAUCUUGAAGUUGUUAAAUAUCUUAUCUCUAAUGGAGCUGAUAAAGAAGCAAAGAGUAAUGAUGAAUAUACUCCACUCAUUUUUGCAUCAGCUAAUGGUCAUCUUGAAGUUGUUAAAUAUCUUAUCUCUAAUGGAGCUGAUAAAGAAGCAAAGGAUAAUAAUGGAUAUACUCCACUCAUUUUUGCAUCAGCUGCUGGUCAUCUUGAAGUUGUUAAAUAUCUUAUCUCUGUUGGAGCUGAUAAAGAAGCAAAGAGUAAUGAUGAAUAUACUCCACUCAUUUGUGCAUCAGCUACCGGUCAUCUUGAAGUUGUUCAAUAUCUUAUCUCUAAUGGAGCUGAUAAAGAAGCAAAGAGCGAAAAUGGAUGGACUCCACUCAUUUUUGCAUCAGCUAAUGGUCAUCUUGAAGUUGUUCAAUAUCUUAUCUCUGUUGGAGCUGAUAAAGAAGCAAAGAAUAAAGAUGGAAAAACGGCAUUAGAUCUUGCAAAAGACAAUGUAAAAAAUUAUCUAAAAUCUUUAUGA